Molecule: messenger RNA, 608 nt
Organism: Amyelois transitella
Lineage: Eukaryota; Metazoa; Arthropoda; Insecta; Lepidoptera; Pyralidae
Exons: 4
Coding region: 117-608 (163 amino acids)
Source: RefSeq, a predicted model, not a curated record
AUGAUAAAAAUAUCCUAAAAAUUCCUUGAAAGAAACAGAAUAAUGAAGACGUGAGCGCUGACACUAUUUUAACAGGUGUUUCAAUAAUUCACAGCAACUUGAUAUAAAAAAUCACAAUGGAUGACAAAGAUACGAUAGAAGAUCUUCUAGAUCUAACAGACUCUGAAGACACCACAUCAUCAUCUAGUCACCAAGUGUUCGAAGCCGGUCGCAAACAAUUAAUUCUAGAAUUACACGAUCUCCAAAAAGAUGAGCCAAUCAAUCCAGAAUUGGAAGCUGAUAAGAGAAAAAAGAAGAAGAAAAAGAAUAAAUUACCAAGUAACAGAAGUACUACAAGUGGGUCUUCAAGCAGUGCUUCUGAUAGCUCAAUUCCGCCAGCUGUGGCUGAUGCUGUAGCCAAAGAACAGUUUUAUGAUGCUCAUGAGAGUUUUCAUGGACUACAAGACACCCAACCGAACGCAGCGCUCACGCUUGGCCAGUCCCAUUCAGCGCAUGCUCCCAAGAUUACAGAUGCUUUGCCGGCUUCAGCUCCCGCCACCCAGCCCUCCAGCGCACUUUCGAUGACUUGGAUAAAAAGGCGAAAAAACGCACGCAAUUAUCGCCUUUAG